This is a messenger RNA of Chiloscyllium plagiosum (whitespotted bambooshark), 3854 nucleotides long. It is a transcript of the gene rgs9b, whose product is annotated as regulator of G protein signaling 9b. Gene Ontology annotation, biological process: G protein-coupled receptor signaling pathway; regulation of G protein-coupled receptor signaling pathway; positive regulation of GTPase activity. Lineage: Eukaryota; Metazoa; Chordata; Chondrichthyes; Orectolobiformes; Hemiscylliidae. The record is from RefSeq and is a predicted model, not a curated record. Gene Ontology annotation, cellular component: plasma membrane; cytoplasm; neuron projection. Gene Ontology annotation, molecular function: GTPase activator activity.
UGUGAGGGCGAGUCUGCGCAGUGGCCCUUCUCCGAGCAUCACUUGGAUACAGUUCGUUCUGAAAGCUUGAGACAUUGUAACCUGAGAGAGAGACAAACAUGACCAUCAGAAACUUCAAUCAAGGGCAACAAUACCGGCCUCGAAUGGCUUUCCUGCGUAAGAUUGAGCCUCUGAUAAAGGAGAUGCAGGAUCCAAAUACUGGAAUUAAAACCCAAACCCAGAGGCUGAUAAUAACUACAAUCCCUCAUGCGAUGACAGGGCAAGAUGUGCUGGAAUGGCUGAUUCAGCGCCUGCAAAUUACAGAUGAAGAAAGCUACAUCUUGGGGAAUAUGAUUGUGAAGCUUGGCUACAUUUACCCCUUACAGGAGCCCAGGAACCUGGUCCUGAAGCAUGACAACAGUCUUUACAGGUUCCAGACUCCUUACUUCUGGCCCACUCAGGAAUGGCCAGCGGAAGACACAGAUUAUGCAAUUUAUUUGGCAAAGAAAAAUAUAUGCAAGAAAGGUUUAUUGGAAGAAUAUGAGAAGGAAAAUUACAAUAACUUGAACAUGAAGAUCAACCACAAGUGGGAUUUUAUCAUCAUGCAGGCAAAGGAACAAUAUCGGGCUGGUAAAGAACGUAAAAAGGCUGACAGGUUUGUUCUGGAUUGUCAGGAGCGAGCGUACUGGCUAGUGCACAGACCAGCGCCGGGAACUCUUGACGUCCUCGAUUAUGGGAUUAACCGUGCAACAGACCCGAAUGCAGAUAAGAAGAAAACAUAUGAUUAUUACAGGAGAGAGAUUCUGUACUAUCAACAGGCCCUGGUCAGAUCCAGGGUGAAGUCUUCUGUCUCCCUAGGAGGAAUGAUGAAAUACUGUGAGCAGUAUUUUACCCAUGACCCUAUAAUGUCAGGAUGCCUCCCCAGCAAUCCUUGGCUCACUGAUGACACAACAUUUUGGGAACUCAACACUCCAAUGGCGGAUAACCCAACAAAGCUGCGAGUGGAGCGCUGGACCUUUAGCUUCGCGGAGCUAAUGAGGGAUCUCAGAGGCCGUCAGAAUUUUGAGCUGUUCCUCAAAAAGGAAUUCAGCGGAGAGAACUUGGCAUUCUGGGAAGCGUGCGAAGAUUUAAAGCAUGGAGAACAAUCAAAGGUUAAAGAAAAAGCUGAGGAGAUUUACAAAACAUUCCUGGCACAGGGUGCAAGGCGUUGGAUUAACAUUGAUGGGAGAACCAUGGAGAUUACUGUGAAAGGCCUGCAACACCCACACCGUUAUGUGCUGGAUGCUGCACAGACUCACAUCUACAUGCUGAUGAAAAAGGAUUCAUACCCUCGUUUCUUAAGAUCCCCCAUUUAUAAGGAGAUGCAGAGUAAGGCUCUUAUUCCUGAAGAGACCAAGCCAAAAAGUAACUUUCCCUUCAUGAAGAGACACAGACGCUCCAGUCCGAGUCCUGUCAUCUUGCGGCAGCUCGAGCAGGAGGCCAGAGCGAAAGCAGCUGCCAGUGGCCCGAAGGUGGUCGAUAUUACACAGAUAUGUAGGUUUACUGCACCUGUUUCCCACCUGACGGUGUACACAGGCCUAUGUAUCUCACCUUGUUCCCUGAGUCCAUCCUUAUCCAAUCCUGCCAACAGUGAUCUGCCCUUCCGCACACCCAGGUACAUCCCAGUAGCAAAUAGUGCCUUCUGCCCCUCACCGAUCAGUGUCGCAUUAGACAGUACCCCAACAACGGGAAGAAAAUGGCAGCAAAAUCAUUUGGUCUCUAAUCAAUUUUCCUCAGUUGCUGAAAAUACUGAGUUGUCUGUUGAAUCUGAAUCAAGCACCUGCAACCAGAUACCUGGGCCCGUGGAAACCAAACCUUCUCAGAAAUCCAAAAUGACUCUGUCCUUCAGCAGGUUUUUGAAACGGGGAUUUUCAAAUUCACCAGUCUUUGCAACAUUGUCUCCCAAAUGCAUCUCAUUGAACAAUCGAAAAAUCCAACCUCUGAAUGGGGCAGAGAAGCAGCUACAACAAAAGACAAGAAGAAUGUCCAAUUUUUUCCAAAUCAAAGUAGAUAUGCCAUCCGAGUGCAGAAUUUACCCCAUAGAUUCUGAGGACGAGGAUGAAGAUUGUCAUCGUACCUACAAGGAUUCUGUGAAUGAAGUCAUUUGUCCCUGGGAGAGCGUGGCAGAGGAAAGUAAUGCAGGAUAAUGGGAGUUCAAUUUAAGACCAAUGGACUAUGAGAUACCUAAGUACUUGAGUUGUCUUAGUGUGAAGAAAGCAGCUAUUCUGCUAAUUUAGCAAAAGCUGUUAAAGAAACACUCAACGUGAUAGUGGUAUUUUGUUUGUCACAUUCUUAAAUUCCUUCUUUUAUUAAUGACAAAUUUUCACUUCCAUUUCUCUUAGUAGAGCACUUCUGUUCCCUCACUUAGACCAUUCAGGUUGCCUGAAUUCUGCCACGAGCUGUGGGGAACUAAAACUAUAGGCGCAAAGUAGAACAUUGACCCUAUAGAAGUGAGAUUUAAAAAUAAGAAUUGGAAAACUCCACCCAAGAAAAGAAUGUCACUGUAACCUGGACAGUCUAGCAGCAUAGGGAUGGAUAUAAUAAUUGCAGAGUGAAAUGUUGCAAUGCAAUAAAAAUAGUUUCAUUUCUUUGUUUAUUUUCCUUUGAGGUUCAAUUUAUAUAUCACAGUAUUUCUUGGAUAAUAAUAAUCCUGAGUGCCCUAUUGUUUAAGGAUUAUACCUGCUCUGAAUGUACAUGGAACUAAAAGAUUUGGUUCCAGCUAUGUAUUUGUAAUCUUCCUGUAUAAAGGGAUCAGUUAUGAUCUUGCUGGUAUUGGCACUGUUUAAGUCAUAUGCAUUUUUAUUAUAUACAUUUCUACUUUUAUAAAUAAAAAGAAAGACCUGCACUUAUAUAGCUCACAAUGUUUGGAUGUUCCAAAGAGCUUUCCAGUUAACACAGUGCUUUGAAGGAUAGUCACUAUUGUAACAUUGCAAAUAAUAUGUGAAAGUGUAUGAACAUGAUAUACUUGGCAUUGACCAAUGCUGUAACUUGUUAAGACACCAGAGUCUUUCGGAUGUUCUAGCAUACAUGCGACACUUAAUAAUCUGAAUUACAAAAGCAAAAUUAUGCACAGUUUAUUUUCUGACUUUAUUUGAAAGCAAAAGGUAUGAGUCUAAACGUAGUUAGUAACAGCACUACCUGUGAAGUCCACCAAUUACAUUAUACAAUGAUGUGAUAUUGAUAUAGUAGGUGAUAAUUAGUAGAAAUAAAACAAAACAAUAGAUCUUUAUGAAAUCAUGUGAAUGUAUUGACAAGAUUACUCAUUUGUAAGCAUAAUUAAAUAUCUAUUAACAUCUGGAAGAUGCUUGUAAGCAUCAAUUAGUCCAAAUUUUAUGAAUGAAUUUGAGAAUGUAAACUAUGCUUUCUGUUACUAGUCCUGAUGCUGUAAUUCUAUUGUACAAGUGCCUAAACAGAGAGUUUAUUUAUUGUGAUUUUAGUAAAUUUAUAUCCUCUUUAUUUCUUAAUCAGUGUGAGUGCAAGUACUUCAGAUUGAGUUGCUCCUAAAAGUGUUCCUGUUUGUAAGGUAGUCUGGUGAUAAAUUAAAAAGUAUUAUUUCAAAGUGUUUGUGAUCUCAGUGUGGGUCUCAUGUUUUUUGACAAAUUUUAUUGAAAUCAGUGGAACUAUUAAAUAUUCUGUCUCACCCACCAUGUAGACAUCUGAUAUAUUGUGAAGCCAGAUUUCCUGGAGACCUCACAUGGAGGAAUACCUUACAGGAUGAAGGUAGCCAGGUGCCUUCAGCCCCUGCCAUUCCCCGCCACAGACUCUGCCUGUCCAUCCCUCACCUCCAGCCUCUCUCCCAUUCAACAUUCACCCAGUCUCGGCUGCCUAUUAGAAUU